Messenger RNA from Triticum turgidum subsp. durum (durum wheat), 1704 nucleotides. Lineage: Eukaryota; Viridiplantae; Streptophyta; Magnoliopsida; Poales; Poaceae. The record is from the annotation of a GenBank genome assembly.
AUGGCAGCCACUGGUUUCGCUUCGCUCUCUUUUUACUUUUGCAUUUUGCUCUUGUGCCAUAGCUCCAUGGCACAACUGUUUGGCAUGAGCUUUAACCCAUGGCAAAGCUCUCGCCAAGGGGGUUUCAGAGAGUGUACAUUCAAUAGGCUUCAAGCAUCUACACCACUUCGUCAAGUGAGGUCACAAGCAGGCCUGACUGAGUAUUUUGAUGAGGAAAAUGAGCAAUUUCAUUGUGCUGGUGUAUUUGUCAUCCGCCGUGUAAUCGAACCUCGUGGUUAUUUGUUACCAAGAUACCACAACACUCACGGAUUAGUCUACAUCAUCCAAGGAAGUGGUUUCGCCGGAUUGUCUUUUCCUGGAUGCCCAGAGACAUUCCAAAAGCAGUUUCAAAAAUAUGGGCAAGCACAAUCCGUACAGGGUCAAAGCCAAAGCCAAAAGUUCAAAGAUGAGCACCAAAAAGUUCACCGUUUCAGACAAGGAGAUGUCAUUGCACUACCGGCAGGCAUUGUACAUUGGUUCUACAAUGACGGUGAUGCGCCAAUUGUGGCUAUCUAUGUUUUCGACGUAAACAACUAUGCUAAUCAACUUGAGCCUAGGCAUAAGGAAUUUUUGUUCGCUGGCAACUAUAGGAGUUCGCAACUUCACUCUAGUCAAAACAUAUUCAGUGGUUUCGAUGUUCGAUUGCUUGCUGAGGCCUUGGGUACAAGUGGAAAAAUAGCGCAAAGGCUUCAAAGUCAAAAUGAUGACAUAAUUCAUGUGAAUCAUACCCUUAAAUUUCUGAAGCCUGUUUUUACACAACAACGAGAGCCAGAAUCCUACCCACACACUCAAUAUGAGGAAGGGCAAUCUCAGGCAAAACACUCUCAGGAAGAGCAACCUCAAAUGGGGCAGUCUCAGGGAGAGCAACCUCAAACGGGGCAGUCUCAGGGAAAGCACAUUCAGGGAGAGCAACCUCAAAUGGGGCAGUCUCAGGCAAAACACUAUCAAGGAGACCAACCUGAAGAAGGGCAGGAAGGGCAAUCUCAAGAAGAACAAUCUCAGGCAGGGCCAUAUCCGGGAUGUCAACCUCGUGCAGGGCAAUCUCAUGCAUCACAAUCAACUUAUGGUGGUUGGAAUGGUUUGGAGGAGAACUUUUGUGAUCAUAAGCUAAGUGUGAACAUCGACGAUCCCAGUCGUGCUGACAUAUACAACCCGCGUGCCGGUACAAUAACCCGUCUCAACACCCAAACGUUCCCCAUCCUUAACAUCGUGCAAAUGAGUGCUACAAGAGUACAUCUCUAUCAGAAUGCCAUUAUUUCACCAUUAUGGAACAUUAAUGCUCAUAGUGUGAUGUACAUGAUCCAAGGACAUAUCUGGGUUCAGGUUGUCAAUGACCAUGGUCGAAAUGUGUACAAUGGCCUUCUUAGCCCGGGGCAACUAUUAAUCAUACCACAGAACUAUGUUGUUAUGAAGAAGGCACAACGUGAUGGAAGCAAGUACAUUGAAUUCAAGACUAAUGCAAACUCCAUGGUUAGUCACAUCGCGGGAAAGAGCUCAAUCCUCGGCGCCUUGCCCGUUGAUGUCAUCGCCAAUGCAUACGGCAUCUCUAGGACAGAAGCUCGAAGCCUCAAAUUUAGCAGGGAAGAGGAGCUGGGAGUAUUCGCUCCUAAAUUCAGUCAAAGUAUCUUCCAUAGUUCUCCUACCAGCGAAGAAGAGUCAUCUUAA